Molecule: messenger RNA, 1532 nt
Organism: Helicoverpa zea (corn earworm)
Lineage: Eukaryota; Metazoa; Arthropoda; Insecta; Lepidoptera; Noctuidae
Exons: 4
Coding region: 519-1121 (200 amino acids)
Source: RefSeq, a predicted model, not a curated record
AACUUCCCAGUAAAAUCUUAACAUACUUACCAUUCGUGAUUUCGCCAAAAAAAAUUGCCAACGUGACCGCUUGCUUGUAGCUGUCGCGUGGUAACCAUCACGUCGCAUAUCGACAAAACUUCACGGUUGCACAAUAGUUCCAACCGGGUCACACAUCUUAGGUGUACGCGACUUCUACCGCGUUGUACAAUCCGGAAUCAGUGUUUUUUAAUACCGAUAACUUUAAAUCACGUGAGGGUUUAAAAAGAAGCUUAAAUUGCAAGUUUGUUUAGUAAAGAGAUUAGUUUUUCAAGCUGUUAUUGGCACUAAGGGCCCAAGGUGUAUCAAUUGCGUCAUAUGAAUCAUAGAUCGUCGUUAGUGUAUAUGUGUAAUCCCCAAAUUUUUUUGUAUCGGAUUUAUUUAAUCAAGACCCUAGUUGCUCCUGUCUAAUCCUGAAUCAGCACCAUCAUUAUCCUACCCUUUCCUAGCCGACGUCAUCUGCCAAGUAAUACUCCUGCCUUCCUCAACAACCGCUCAAAAUGAACAUGUUCAGAACACUACUGAACUCAAUACCAAAGAACAGGUCUGAGUACGUCGAGGACCUGGAGAUACCGGAGAUUACGCUAACGCCGUACGAGUGGUUGGAUCCUGAGGAGCCUCUCUCCUUGAGGAGUGAGAGCCUCCUUACUGACAGUAUGGCAGAGAUCGACAGGGCUACUUAUAGUACUGACUCUAGUAUUCCGCUGUCCAGGGCAAUGACUGACUCGGAGAUUGACUAUGGGUUUUAUAAACGGUACAACCGGUUGAACUACACCGACACUUGGGAUCACCUGCGAGAUGCUGUGAACGCCUUCCCGCCAGAUUACAUGGCUUCUCUGAACAGUUACAUCUCACUGGACCCAACUGACGAACUCGAGGCUGCCGAACUAAGAUUAGCAGCCGAACUAGCUGAAACUCGGCGUCGCUACAACGAGGAAUGGCGCCGACGCAUACAGAGGGAGUUUGAUGAAUGCUGCGUGUACGAACCUGAUGACCCUGGACUGUCGGAGCUGCAGGACGCGCUGAGGAGCUUGGACAUGAAGGUCUUGGAUUUGAAACAGGCUCUAGAAGCUGACUUGGCCAGCAUAAGGCCGCGACCGUGAAACGCAACCUCACCAUCUACGUACGGCAUCCAAGGAGCAUGGGGCUUCUCAGCUAUAUUAUAGUACCUACCUACCUAAACUAAAUGCAGUGAAUGCAUUUAUUUGUGUCUGUUACUAUCUUCCACCAGUGGUUUCAAGCGCACUUCCAAUUUUUUAACGCACUUGGAAAAAGUUGCAUAUAGCUCUCUUCAAUAAAUGGGCUGUCUGAUUUUUUUUUCAAACCAGCCCAUAAGUUCUAGAAUAUCUCUGACUCUAGAUAAACUCGCAGAAGCAUUAUUUGUACUAUAUAAGUAGUGCAAUUUUAUGACCGUUAUCAAUUUUCAACUCAAGCCUAUUAUUUAUCAUGUUCGUUUGUAAAUGCUUGCUUGUAAUAGAAUAGGUAUAAGAAUAAAACAAAAGCUUUGUGUAAAA